AUGGCCUCCGAUACAAGAGGCCAAUCAGAGGAGUUCGUAGAAAGGUUUGAGCCAGAACAGCUGGACGAGCUGAGUGGGGGCGCGGAGGAAGGAAAUACAACAACUGGCGGAGAAAGUUCUCCAACAAUUGCAAAGCGUGGCCGUGGUCGGCCCAAAGGUAGCAAGAAUAAGAACAAGGCCGGCGCAUCUUCGGUUUCCGCUGCUACUGCUGGAUCGUCCUCCUCGACAGUGCCGAGAAAGAGAGGACGGCCUCCGAAGGUAUUUGCGGCUCUUAAUCGUGUACGUGACGCGUCUUACCGACCAUUUUGCGGUGUUUUCAAGGAGAAGAAAGCCAAUGAUUUGGCGACGGAUGGUCCUCCUCCCAAGAAAAGACGGGGACGUCCUCCCAAAAAUCCCAGACCUGAUUCAUCUGCCGAUGCAGAAGCUGCUACUAGCGCAGGGGACGAGGAGCCCAAGAAGAAACGCGGCAGGCCACCGUUAAAGAAGCCCUCGACAUAG
Molecule: messenger RNA, 498 nt
Organism: Marasmius oreades (fairy-ring Marasmius)
Lineage: Eukaryota; Fungi; Basidiomycota; Agaricomycetes; Agaricales; Marasmiaceae
Exons: 2
Coding region: 1-498 (165 amino acids)
Molecular function (GO): DNA binding
Source: RefSeq, a predicted model, not a curated record